Molecule: messenger RNA, 7493 nt
Organism: Cololabis saira (Pacific saury)
Lineage: Eukaryota; Metazoa; Chordata; Actinopteri; Beloniformes; Belonidae
Product: pyridoxal kinase-like
Exons: 11
Coding region: 141-1064 (307 amino acids)
Biological process (GO): pyridoxal 5'-phosphate salvage
Cellular component (GO): cytosol
Molecular function (GO): pyridoxal kinase activity
Source: RefSeq, a predicted model, not a curated record
AGGCCAGCCACGGCUCUCCUCCCUCCUCACCUGCAACCGGCAGCGACGUGCGGAGCUAGACGGGUGGUUAUGCGGGGACCUGGCCGUCUGUGAGCAGCGUGUCUCCCCCAUACCAGCGUGUCCUCGGCCCGCCAGCUGCCAUGGAGUGCCGCGUCCUGUCCAUCCAGAGCCACGUCGUGCGCGGGUACGUGGGCAACAAGAGCGCCUCCUUCCCGCUGCAGGUUUUGGGGUUUGAGGUGGACUCCAUCAACUCCGUGCAGUUCUCCAACCACACAGGUUACUCUCAUUGGAGAGGCCAGGUGUUGACAGCAGACGAGCUGCAUGUCCUGUACGAGGGAAUCAAACUGAACAACGUUCACCAGUAUGACUACGUUCUAACAGGGUAUACCAGGGACACCUCCUUCUUGGAGAUGGUGGUGGACAUUGUUCAGGAACUAAAGAGAGCCAAUCCUAACCUGGUUUAUGUGUGUGACCCCGUCCUCGGUGAUCAUGGAUCCAUGUAUGUUCCUCAGAAUCUUUAUCCAGUCUACAAGAACAAGGUGGUUCCUGUUGCCGACAUUAUAACUCCCAACCAGUUCGAGGCUGAAUUAUUGACCGGGAAAAACAUCACCACAGAAAAAGAUGCUGUGGAGGUGAUGGACCUUCUCCACGCCAUGGGCCCAGACACGGUGGUCAUCACCUCCUCCGACCUCCCUCCCAGACUGGGAGACCGCUUCCUCGUGUGCCUGGGCAGCCAGCGUCACGUCCGUCCAGACGGCAGCAGGACAACGCAGAGAGUUCGGAUAGAAGUUCCCAAGGUGGAUGCCGUCUUCGUAGGAACCGGAGAUCUGUUUGCUGCUAUGCUGCUGGCGUGGACCCAUCACUACCCUAACGACCUAAAGAUGGCUUGUGAGAAGACUUUUUCAGUGAUGCACCAUGUCAUCCAGAGGACCAUAUCUUACGCUCACGAGCUGGCAGGUCCGGGUCGGAGGCCGAGUCCCCCCCAGCUGGAGCUGAGGAUGGUUCAGAGUAAAGCAGACAUAGAGGACCCCGCUAUAGUAGCCGAGGCCACCAUCAUAUCCUAACAUCCCCGGCCCAUUAGACUCAUGCUAACCUCGUCCUCUUCACCCAUCAGUCUCAGCAAAUCCUGUAUCUGCAAAUCUCUCAUCAUUGUAAAUCUUGACUGCCAUCAUCUUAACUUCUGCACCUCAUCCUCCAGAUUCCUUAAACACCUGAGUAUUGUAACCCCUUUAGCCCGUUACCUUUAGUCCUUUAGCCCUGUAAGUCCUCAGUGUCAGAACCCCUAACUCCCAAUCUCUGUGACCCCGACCCUCUCUGGGAACCAGAGCCACAGAUAGACCUGAAGUUCGGUCUGGUUGGACUACGACUGUCUUUUAUAAGUGCUGCUUUUUAGAAAAGCUGCAGCAUUUUCAGCGUUAAUUCUCAAUUUCAGUGUUGCACUUAUCCUUAGGUAGAUUCCACAAGCACAAGGCGUAAACUGCCACACAUUCAGACCAAUCUUCUCUCGCUUGGCCUCUGCAGGAAUGUAGGAGGAAGUGUGCCGUCACCGCUCUAACCACACACAACCUGGUCCCGUCCUAGAUCUCCACCACGCGGUUCAAAUGUCUAAUGUAGCGUUGAAAAUCAAAAACCGACCAAAUUAAUGGAAACUUCUCCGCUGAUCUCUGACAGCGUUUUCCUCGCUAGUUCCCAGUCGGCAGGAUUGCAACGCUAACGUUGAUGCUUCUGUCUACAACGAUCAAACCCUGUUUAUCUAUGGCUCUGGCCUUCGCUAUUUUGACCCCCUCCCAGUCUUACAGCAGUGAUGUAAUGGUGACCAAGUCUAACCCCCAAAAAAACAUAAAGGAAAAAAAAAAGCGCACAAUGUAUAGUUGAUGUAUAGAUGUUGUACUAUAACUGUAUUGGAUCAUCUGUAUGAUAUCUUGGAUCUGAUCUGUCUGUUGGACCAUUGUGUUGCUACUGUACUACAGACCACAUGCACUUCAACAUCACUCUCAGCAGAGACAUUUGGGCUGGUUGUGGCACUCCUGAGAGCAGCGGUGGCUCCAGCCGUCACUCGUUAGGAAUCCUCCGAUAAUUGUACCGUGUAGUUGAACUUUCAUCAUAACACAACAUAGAGAAGAAAAAGAAGAGGCGCCCUUGAGUUGUCUGAGCUACCCCCGGCCGAUCGGCUUCCUCAGUGUCAAAACCAACCCAAAUUAAAUGUGGCCGCUCCCGGCCCAGCUCUGGCCCAGAACCCUAGAUCUGUGAGCUGCGCCGCUGAUUUCAGUGCAGGCCUCGGAAAGUCGUGAAUAUUCCCUCCCACAUAAGGCUGGGCGAUUUUGGACAAAAAUAAAAUCCAGAUUUUUUUUCUCUGAAAACCAGAUUUUCGAUUUCGAUUUUUUUUGGUAAAACUACAAAAGACAAUGGAAUAAAUUGUUUCAAAUAUUUUAUCUUUAUUUUUAAAGAAAAAUAGCAAACAAAUUUCCAUAUUGGGAAUGAAGUGCAAUUGAAAGAUACUGUAAAUCCUCCUGUAGAUGCAUUUCUCUCCUCCCCCUAAACGUGUUCGCUUCACUUCACACUCCACUGUGGUUAGAAAGACAAAAAAACUAAUCUAGAAGGUCAAAGUUUGACGUGAUGCUAUGAAUUGAGAUGAUGGCUUUUGUUUUGUUUUUGUUUGUUUGUAUGAAAUAACAAAAGUUAUCAAUGGUUUUAUAGUAAAGCAAAUGCUGUCUGUGAACGCAGAGCCAACAAGUCUUUUGUGCAUUAAUGUUACCAGUUUUAAACAGGUAACACAAUGCUUGAACCCUCCGAAGUUAAGCCAUAUUCAUGAAAUAAAUAGCAUUGUCUUUCCUAAGAAAAUAAACAUUUGAUUCACAAUUGACUUCAAGGAAGUAACGCUGGUCUUAAAAUGUUGGUCUCCUGUUGGAAAGUUUAUACUUUUCUUUGUAAAUGGUCCUCGUGGCAUUAAAGUGGUUUUCCACAGUGGAGUGUGAUGAGAAACGGACGAGGAGGCGACGGCGACAGCGACCAGGGCACUGACACGUUGGCAUGUGCCUUAGCCCACUGCUCUACCAGGGCUCUAAGAAAAAGAGAAUUUUAACAUCUGUAAGCCAAUGUCUCCCCAAGAUACACCCCCACCCCCGAAUAUAUUCUUAUAAAGUGUUGGACAACACGGCAGUUCAAAACCAGUGUUGGCAGCAUGAAACAAAAGAGAGAAGGCAAACUUCCAGAUGUUGUCAGAGUUGGAUGUAGGGUUCUGGGACCCGUGUGAUUCUGUGCUGCUGUUUUGUACUGUGACACUGCCUUAGGAAACCAACAUCUUAACAGCACGUUACUGCUCACUGACGGACAGUCGGAGGGGGGAGGGAAGGAAACAUGAGAUGUCUUAAAUAUUGGUACUUUUUGAUGAUGAUUUUCUGUUUUACAUUUGACCUGAAACCAAGAAGAAAAUGAGAAGGCAGAGGCCGGACGCUACGGAGGCCUAUGAGGACAAAAGUACCAUUUCUACUGAUUCAUUUUGUUCCCACUCUGUAUUUGUAACUUGAGAACUGAUUUAGAAUUUUAAAAGAAAUACAAUUUUAUUAUUUUAUUCUAAACUGUAAUUUAGUUUAUUUUCCUGAAAGAAACAAUUCUCAGAUAUGUACUAAUAUCAGUGAUUUAUGCAUGAGACCAAAUUAGGGACGUGAUUAUACUGACAUGUGAACAUUUAUGAAAAAAUAAGAUCAUCUGGAAUGGAAAAAGAAAUUUUUUUUGUUUUUUUUAAAGGUGAAAAUGUCAUUUUUUCACUAAAAGAAUAGAGAUUAUUCCUGCAAAGAGCCCAUUUUAAGAGAAAAGAAAAAUCUGUUGUCAAGUCAUAAAUACAAAAGAACAACCAGGCUAACUAGACUUUAAAAAAAGGAUCAGUAGAAUAGGAUUUAUCCUCCCAUGCCUUUUUGGGGUUAUGUUUGUCUUUUUGCUCAUAAAAUAACGUUUUUGAUUGGGUGUACAAUAUUUUUUUUUUCUUCUUCAUUUUUCCUCCAUUAUUGCAUUGUUUAAAUUAAUCAAUUAAUUAUUUAGUUAAAAAAAAAUGACAUAAAAUGAUUCAAAUACUUAGACAAAAUUUCCAAUUCUUCUCCUUUAUUCCUAGUUAAGAAUUCAAAAUAAAAAAACUAACAUUUUGAACCAUAUUAAAUCAAGAAAACCAGUAGAUCUUAAGCCUUGUCCUGAAUAAAUUAAUUAAAACUUCAUUAAAACUGAUGUGCAUUACAAAUAGAUCUUCACACAACUGAACUUAAUUAGUUUUUGCUCUCCAAUUUCAAAUGAUCAGACGGAUAAAGAUCUGAUCUUAGCGCUCUUAAAACCAAUCGUUGCUAUUGAUUUUUGUACUGAUACGUUCAUAUUGUGCUGCUGCGGCACAGAUUGUCAUAUCAAAAACAGACUGCGGUGUGUGUGUGUGUGUGCCAAGCGUCUUCAGCUCUGCUUUCAUCAACAUGUGUGGUAUCCUCUUCUUCCUCUGCUGUAUUCUGGGUCAAUAUGUGUCUACCUGUCGAGUCUGUGUGUGGGAGAGUGUGUGUGUGUGUGUGUGUGUGUGUCUUUUAAGGUCACAGGGUUUUGUGUGUAUGUGUGCACAUGUGAUAUUUGAAAAUCCUUGAAGAGCAAGGCUAACUCAAGUGAUGUUGAAGAGGAAAAAAUACAAAGCUGAGUGUUUUUGUCAGGAGGAGAGGCGUGAGGAAGAGGACUAGCAUUCUGUGACAUUGUGCAGUCCCUCCCUUUCCCCUAAACUGGACCUAAACGUUACCUUCCCUCGCCACCCUCUCUUUCUUGGUGUCACUCACCCUCGCUCAAACAUCCACCCGCAUCCCUGUGGUGCCCUUUGUUGUGCCUGUUUUUACACCCUGGCCUCGAUAUGUGUGUGUGUGUGUGUGUGUGUUAGAAAUGUGAUCUCCCUCCUGUGUAAGUGGUGGCUAAUGUCCAUCCGUGUUUCCACGCCGCUCUCAUUUCCAUGUGCUUACUGUGUGUUUAGUGAUGCAGCUUGUUCCGGCUGGUUUAACCAAACCACUGGAUUCAGCAGCUGUGUUUCAGUCGUAUGACUGCGUCUUUAGAAGCUGUCCAACGUGACCUCCAACAUAACUACCAUAUGUUUUCAAUAAUGAUGGUUUAGUAGUGCUACUAGCCGUUUUCACGUAGGACAAAGUGUCAGUUACUUUGAUCAGCUGGUGUCUGGGUCACGCUGGCUCAUCACUGCUCCAUUUUGAGGGCUGUGAUGGACAACAGCAGGAAUCUUUUUAUUUUCUGUUUAUUUCAGGUUUACAUGAACGGUUAUCUAUAGAUGUUUGGAGUUUGCAUCAGGUUUAUUCCAUUUACCUGUUGAUGUCAACUCAGUACCUGAGCCAAGACCAGCAUGUGUUCGGUGUUGAAAUGUGAUUCUCAAGGAGUAGUGUAGCCAGUGUGGGCGAGAAAAGAAGAAAAAUCAAUAAAAAUAGAAUGUGCCUCUUUGGAAAUCUUCAGAAAUCCAUGUUGCAGCUUUGAGCGUCCGUAAGACUACGUUCACACUGCAGUUCCCAAGUGACCCAAAUCCGAUUUUUUGCUCAUAUGUGACUCAGAACUGAUUUGUUUAUGACAGUGUGAACAGCACAAGUCACAUGGAAUCUGAUCUUUUCAGAUCAGAUUCAGGUCGCUUCCAUAUAUGGUUCUAAAUCGGAUACAGGUCUGAUGUUUUGCAAUGCGACCUCAGUGUGAACAGCCAGGUCGGAAUUAAUGCGACUUUGACGUCACUUGAGGGCGACCGUUGUCAUAAUACUGCGCUGGCGGGGGCGGGAGUCACUCGGAAGCGAUCGGAAAAGGUCAAGACAAACAUGGAGGAGAGCGGCGACGGAGCUAAUCAGUGGAGGGACAGUGAGGUCUUGGACCUUAUAAGUAUUUGGGGGGACACUACUAUACAAGCUAAAUUAGAGGGGUCUUAUGAUCCCACCACUCCUGACUCCGAGUCUGCAUCCACACACACCUCUCUACAGACGAGGCAGCCAGCGCUCCACAAAAAGCCAUUAUUAAAAAUGCGGCUUACUUUCUCCUCCUUCUCCUCUUCAUUAACACUUUCUCACAGUUUCGUCGGCUUCCAACAACUUAAAAAUAUACCCAUGUACGCUCACUUCUGUUGCCUCCAUGUUUACCGCCGUAUGACGGCGUGCUGCGUGUGACGUCUUUGUUAUUGUUCCUCUGCGCAUGCGGGUCAGUUCAGGGCCGCGAUGCGUUCACACUCCAGUCUGAUAUAGGACACAUUUUAAAAGAUAAUGUGAACAGCCACACAAAAAAAUCGGAUAUGGGAAAAAAUUGAGCAUUAAGGCCUGCAGUGUGAACGUAGUCUAAAAGUCCGAACCUGAGACGGUUGGCUUUGAUUCCAGCGUCAGACACGAUCUUGUCAUGACUCGUGUUUCACCGGCCCAGUUUGUUAAACAAAGCACUGGUUAGACGAGUCCAAAUGAUGACACAGGGUUCCUCGUUCACUUCUGGGCUCCACAAGUCCUCUGACAGUGUGGAUCCAGUCCCCAGUGUGAUGUUUUUACAGGCUGACUGCAGGAGCUGUAGCGCAUGCUAAGAGAAAUAAGUGACAUUUUUCAUAUCACAAUGAUAGAAAUCAAGCGUCAAACAACAGUCAUAUCAUCCUGGGAUUAUUAAUUUAACAAAAUAAAUCAAAAGGCACAAGUUGUGUUGUUUGAACCAGUUCUAGGCGGAUGUGAGUCCAGCUGUCUCCUGACUGCUAAACCAGACCGGAUCAUCAUCCCUCCACCGCCGUGCUCCACAGUCGGUGCCGGGUUUGUGGCUUCUGGUCAAACAUCUUCAAUUUGACAAGACGUUUUGUGGCUUUUUUCAGGUGCAGUUUAGUGGACGUAAACCAUGUUUUAUUUUUAGAGACGACCUUUCCCAAAAAAAGCCCCAGCCAGGUUUUCAUACUAGUGACACGUAUUAUCAAUAUUAACAGGAGAGUAAAUGGAAUUCUGACCCGCUGGCUUGAAAACUGCUGCGUUCAGGUUUUCUGUUUGUAGUGUUGAGCUGGGCUUCCACAUGGCCUUUUCCUUCAUGCCCGCCGUUCUCCCUGUUUCUGUCCCUUCACACCCUCGUCUCUCUCUCAUGCUGUCGUGGAUCUCGUCCUGUCUUCAUGCUCAUCAUUUUGGUCACUAAACAGCUCAGUAGCUGCUGCUCCUACUGCUCUACUGGCUGAAGCGAUGCGGGUCUCGGACCGUGGUCCUCUCCUCUCCUCCUGAAUCACAGUUGCAGCUCCAACAUGUGCUUUUGUUUGUUUGUUUGUUUGUUAUGUUUCUCCCCAUUCACAGUGGCCAAAACAAAAUACAAAACAAAACGAGGAAAUGUAAUAAUCAUUGUUUGGUAACUGUUUUUAGUGCUGUUUUUUGAGCGUUAAAAGUAUUUUCUAACAUGUUACAAUAAAAGAUUGUAGUGUACAAAUUCACAUUUAUAAAAUAUAUAAAUAUAUAUAUAUAGAUAUAUAUGAGAAAUGUAUGUUCUAAUGCAAUAAA